Messenger RNA from Anastrepha obliqua, 1066 nucleotides. RefSeq lists its product as uncharacterized. The coding region runs from base 1 to 978 and encodes 325 amino acids. The transcript has a single exon. The record is from RefSeq and is a predicted model, not a curated record. Lineage: Eukaryota; Metazoa; Arthropoda; Insecta; Diptera; Tephritidae.
AUGUUUAAAGCGGGCGGUACGAAUAGUUCAACUCGUCCAAGUGAAAAUUACGAUCUUGAUAUUAAACAGGAAACGGACGCUGGCCAAACGAACUCAACCACUACGACGAUGGUUGAAUGGACAUCAACACACCUGCCCGCCAGCUAUCUCAUUCAACUUGUAGCAAUCGUUAAGGUUUACUUGCUGCUGAUCAGUUGUUUGCCCAGCAUAAGCGCCGUCGCACCAUUACCCAUUACCGGCAGAUAUUGCAAACAGAAUGUGAGCGUCAAAUAUCAAGAGCCAGUGAGGCACACCUCUCAGCCGAUACGACGUGCUGCAGACACAAAUGAAGUUGCCUCGUCAACAAACACCGCUUUAGAUGCCGUCACCGAAAACUUUAUCACAUACGAAUCGCGCGUACGUUGGGAGACUACCAAUGUCUGCUGUGCAGGCUAUCGCACGUUGCUAUUCGGUUUUUGCGAGCCCAUCUGUGACUUGACCUGUCCAAGCUUCAGCUAUUGCGCCACGCCCAAUCAGUGUGAAUGCCUGCCUGGCUAUGAGGAACAUCAUCCGAAUAAAAAGGAUGAACUAUUACUUGACUGUCGUCCCGUCUGUGUGGACGGUUGUCCGCCACAUAGUUAUUGUGUGGCGCGGAAUCGCUGUGAAUGUCGUGAAGGUUUCAGGAAUGUCAACAAUUGGUGGUUCAUGCCGUUGAAGUGCGAACGCAUACGCUGUUCAGCGGUGGACCAGCGUUACGAUAUCGAGCAGCGGGCAUGCGUGAAGAUUGAGAUGAGCAUGGAAGAUCUAAUGCGAAAGGUGGCUGCACGUCUAGCAAAGGGAUUGAACGACUUCGCCGUGGAGGAUGAUGAAGAGGAGGGAGAAGAAGAGAAGGUAGAAGAAGGCGCGAAUGAAAUAAAAAAGGAGCAGAACGAAUCCGUGCCAGAGACGACGUGGCAAACUCAGACGAAGAGGGAUGUAAAUGAGAAGACUGUCGUGUAGAUAUUUAAGGGUGGCUAUGGAAGGGGAUUGGUGUUCAUAUGUUCUAGUGUGAAUAAAUUUUUGAGAAGAAAUAGUGCAAAUAAAUAAA